AAUGCUGGAAAACGAACUUUGUAACUCAAUCGCAAUUGUCGGGAUGGCUUGCAGAUAUCCAGGUGCGAACAAUAUUGACGAAUUCUGGUCAUUAUUGGAAAACGGAAUCGAUGGAAUUGUACGCGUCCCAGAAUGGAGGUGGACAAAAGAUAGUGCCUUUAUCAUGAUGGAUGGCGUCCGCCAAACAGAGGCUGGAUUUUUAUCUUGCCCACUGGAUAUGUUUGAUGCAAAAUUCUUUAACACGAAUCAAGCCGACUUGAGAUAUCUGGACCCGCAGCAACGUAUUGCACUUAAGGUUGUAUGGGAAGCCUUGGAGGAUGCCUGCAUUGACCCAUCAACCUUAAAGAAUACUAUCACCGGAGUAUUUGGCGGCUGGUGGCGAAAUGACUUUAAAGAAAUUCUACAGCCUGGGGGAAUUGCUGGUGCUAGUGACUUUUGAAAGAAAUUUCUAAGAGGGUUACUUGCAAAUAUUUAUGACGAGUCGGCAUCUAGGAUACAACAAAUUGAUGGCGAGCAAUUUUGGAUAGAGUACGACUCAGCUAUUGGAAUAGAGGCGCGUGAAAACAUCUUGCGCAAAUAUGUAAAACAGAUUAUACGAGUUACGUUACAAAUGAACGAAAAUGAGCAAAUUGACGACCAUGCAAAUUUUCAAGAUUUGGGAAUGGAUUCCUUGAUGAUGGUGGAAAUGAAAAAUGGAUUACAAUCAUCUGUCGGGAAGAGAGUUAAAAUAUCAAUCAAUUCAGUUAAGGAUUGCAAAACAGUUGCAGAAUUAUCCGCCCGUUUGGUGGACCUCAUUUCUGGAAAUGAAUCAAUCCCGAACCUCACCCGAUCUGAACUAAAGGAACUAGUCAUUCAAGAUGCACAAUUACCGGAUACGAUUCAAGUUGGUUACGACAUAGUAUCCACUUUGUGUCCCAUAAACGAUAUUUCGACGGUUUUAAUUACUGGGGUAACAGGUACCCUCGGCCCGUAUAUACUGCGAGAAUUACGAUACAAGUAUCCAUACAUUAAAAAAGUUUAUUGCCUUUUGAGACCAAAUUCUUUACUUUCAACCGAUGAUCGCUUCAGACGAUGUAUGCAAGCCAAAAAUAUACUCUCCAUUGAAGACUUGGAAGGUUGGGUGGAAACGAUAACAGGGGAUGUGGGAAAAGAAUUGAUAGGGAUGAAUUCUACAACCUACUCCAAAAUAUCUUCUGAAGUAGAUGCAGUACUCAAUUUAGCAGUCAACGUAACCCUUCCUGAAAGAUAUAGUAAUACGAAAAACCCGCACAGCAGCAGAAUAAUAAACGUACAAGGGUUUAAGAAUAUCCUCGAAUUUGCUGUGGCAAACAAAUUGAAAUACGUCUACCAAGUUUCGUCCAUCGGAGCCGAACAAGAAUUAGGGGAAGAUGAGAUUUACAAGGAAACGUGGCCUAAUCUAGAACAAGUUGAUCAAUUUCCCAACUCUGCUUACAUAAUUUCUAAAUUAAUAUGUGACAAUCUUGCAGAACAAGCAGUUUCUCGGGGUGUUCCUUGCAAAGUUUUCCGCAUGCCGAAUAUUUGUGGCGAUAGCCAAAUUGGUGGAAAUAUUUCUCUAGAAAACUUCCUAAUGACGCGGUUCUUGGCUUAUAUGCAUCUCGGGUAUAUGAUAGCUGAGAAAGUUCCCAUCUGCAUGAUGCCGGUCGAUCUAUGUGCGGAAUACUCGCUGAGAUUGUUCUUUAUGGAGGACACACCUUAUGAAAUGUACAACGUGAUUAAUCCAGACUUGGGUGACGAACGCGAGUUUGAUGAACUAGCUAAAGAUUUGGGAUCAAGAAGCUUGGUUGACACGAACUCCACCAUGAACGAAUACAUCAGGCAAAUCCUGGAGUACGAAGAUGACCGCAGACGGAUACUCGAGGAACCCCCGGCAUUCUAUAUGCCUUUCCUUCAGGGGAAAAAAGAUAUUACUUGGAGUAAAAAACUGGCUCAUUUUAUUCCUGACAUUUAUCCAUCCAUGAUUAUCCCGUCGUGGGACAUACUUCGUAGAGAUCUGACUUUGGCAAAAAAGAGUGGGGUAUUUGAUAAAUAUCGGAUCAAGUACACAGAUUAA
Messenger RNA from Folsomia candida, 2071 nucleotides. Its product is annotated as probable polyketide synthase 30. The transcript is spliced from 3 exons. Lineage: Eukaryota; Metazoa; Arthropoda; Collembola; Entomobryomorpha; Isotomidae. The record is from RefSeq and is a predicted model, not a curated record. Bases 611 to 2071 code for a protein of 486 amino acids.